Messenger RNA from Pseudo-nitzschia multistriata, 1329 nucleotides. Lineage: Eukaryota; Bacillariophyta; Bacillariophyceae; Bacillariales; Bacillariaceae. The record is from the annotation of a GenBank genome assembly.
CUGCAGCGCCUGGGUGGCUAUUAUGUUGGCCAUGUCGGUAAAUGGCAAUACAUGAAAAAUGCAAAGCUCCCCCAUUACUUUAAUUUCAGUAAUUUUUUCGAAGGCUCACACUGGUAUAGCCACCAAAGACAGCCAAUGUCUGCUUCGGAUAAGUCGGUAAUGCAUGCCAUUGAAUUUCUCCAAGAGCGGCCGAAAGACACGCCAUUUGCCUUAACGGUGGCAUACUACCCGCCCAAGGCUGUCGGAGCUUCCAAGGAACCCGGCGGUCAGUGGUUUCCCAAAGAGUCUUCCAAAGCCCUUUACGCAAAUACAACUUACGAACCACCAUACGAUGUAGAGAAAGCACACGCCGAUUUACCAGACUUUCUAAAGAAAAAAAUUAUGCGCAAUCGCUACCUCGAACGAUGGGACACGACCGAAAAGUACAAUACUGGGAUGCGGAACUAUCACGCCCUCGUCACAGAGGUUGACCUUGCAAGCUCGCAGAUUGUUGAGGAAUUGAAGCGCCAGGGCCUCUACGAGAAUACCAUGAUUAUCUUUACGUCGGACAAUGGCCUAAUGAUGGGAUCCCACGGUCUCGGCGGUAAGUGGAUUGCUUAUGAGGAAUCGAUUCGCGUUCCACUCAUCAUUUACGAUCCCCGCAUGCCUUCAGAAAAACGUGGGAGUGUGGACAAUUCAAUGACCCUAAAUAUUGAUCUGGCAUCUACCAUCUUAGGGGCAGCCAAUAUUGCCCCGCCGGAAGCAAUGCAGGGGCGGGAUAUCGCUGAUUUAUAUUUAUCUUCAAACGACGGCACUUCCAAGUUGAAGGAAAAGCCCUGGCGAACCGAAUAUCUGUACGAAUAUCCAAUUUGGUCGUUGAGUCAAAACUCCUUAAUAGGAGAGCGCUACAAGUACAUUCACUGGAUGGGUUUCCAGUCUGAGCAGCUCUUCGACAUCCAAGAGGAUCCCUUUGAGCUAAAUGAUCUGAUAAAGCAAGUUAGUAAAGACGAGGCCGAGGUCGACAGUAAUCACAUUGCCCAGAUGGAAAAGCUGGCGGUGGGUCUUUUUGAGACAUUGCAUGGCGUCAAGGUUACUAUAUCUGAACUACAUGAUCUAUUGAAGGAGAAAGGGAUAGCUGUUGGUCAAAACAAAAGCGAGAGCGAGGAAGCGACCCUCAAAGAAUUGAUCGAGGCCUUGAUAUCUGAGUUGAAGAUACGCUACGAGAACGUUCGUAACGAGGUUCAAGGGCCCGGCGGAAAGCCCGACUGGUGCGAUCCUUCUCUUGAGUAUCCGUAGUGUGAUGAAACAGAUCCGGGUAGAGCAUACGCAAAAGUCCAUUUAGCGAUACUG